Magallana angulata is the source of this 1117-nucleotide messenger RNA. RefSeq names its product ATP-dependent RNA helicase A-like. Bases 145 to 900 code for a protein of 251 amino acids. The record is from RefSeq and is a predicted model, not a curated record. The transcript has 3 exons. Lineage: Eukaryota; Metazoa; Mollusca; Bivalvia; Ostreida; Ostreidae.
UUCUAUAACCGAGGUACAUGUACAUGUUAAUGAUUGCGGCCUUCAUACAGAUACCGCGUGUACAUUACAGCAUGGAAUCUUAUAUAUAAAACCUACUGUACGGUGGAUGGACACCGCGCUGUAGAUCAACUAUCAGUUAAAACCAUGAAGUCCUUCCUGACCUUGACCUUGGCUGCCGUCCUUUUGGCCAGCUGUUCCGCCCAGUGGCGCAGGGGACCAUUUAUCGUCGGCUUUGGCGGGGAUGAUGGACUCUUUGAUGAUGGAUUCUUCGAUGAUGACUUUUACGAUGAUGACUUCUACGACGAUGAUUUCUUCGAUGACGACUCCUUUGGUUUCUUCCUUGGCGGGCCAAGGAGGGGAGGAUUCGGAAUGGAAGGCGUUUCUCCAUUCGUCGGAGGAAUGAGCGCUGGUGUUGGUGGAUUUAUGGGCGCUAGUGGAUUUGGAGGAAUGGGCGGUAUGAUUGGGGGACGCAUGGGAGGAUCCGGAUAUGGAAAGAAACACUACGGCGGAUACGGAAAGAAGAUGAGCGGAUAUGGUAAAAAGAUGACCGGAUACGGAAAAUCUUCCGCAAUGAGUGUACCAAUGAUUUCAGGAUACCAGACAGCAGGCUAUCCGUCAGGAGGAUAUGCUGGAGCCUCCUCCUAUUCCCAGGCAGGAUAUACCGGAUCAUAUCCCCAAGCAGGAUACAGCGGAGCAUCUGCCUAUUCCCAGGGAGGAUAUGCCGGAUCAUACUCCUAUCCCCAAGGUGGAUACAGCGGAGCAUCUGCCUAUUCCCAGGGAGGAUAUGCCGGAUCAUACUCCUAUCCCCAGGGUGGAUACAGCGGAGCAUCUGCCUAUUCCCAGGGAGGAUAUGCCGGAGCUACCCCUUACUUUUCUUCUUCACUUGGGGGUCAAUACUAACUAUUUAGGUUAAGCGGUGAAUUGUAUUAAAAAUUCAUGUAUUUACGAAUAUAUAAUUAGGCAGAGCACUUUCUGUAGAUUAUUGCAUCAAAAUGAUAUAAUAUAAGCUCAUUUUGUAUGUUUUUGUCAUAUAUAAUAUAUUUCAUUAAUUUUCAGUAUUUUUUUUAAAGUAUCGCAAAAGCAAUAAGCUUGUGCGUAGAAUCUCUGUCCCGAGUAC